Messenger RNA from Paramecium tetraurelia, 977 nucleotides. RefSeq lists its product as uncharacterized. The transcript has 4 exons. Lineage: Eukaryota; Ciliophora; Oligohymenophorea; Peniculida; Parameciidae. The record is from RefSeq and is a predicted model, not a curated record.
UUAAACUCCAUCUAUGAGAUAAUUUUAAUAAUAUGGAUAACAAGGGUACCCAUAAUAAAUACAAUAGUACGGCUCUCCUAAAGCUGCAAUUCCUUCGUUUCAAUAGACAACACAAAAUCAAUAAUUGCAGACGUAACCAAUUGAUAUAAUAUGAAAGACAACAAAGCAGAUAAGGGAAUAGAGCAGAUGUUCAUCAUUUUGAGAGACCUCUUUAAGUAGUGCCAUAAGAGGACAUUGAGUAAAAGUGGAAGGAGAAAUGCUUAAGACUAGAGAUGCAUGUAUAUGAAUUACAAGUUGAAAUUUAAAGACUGAGAUUGCAAAAUAGUGGUGGCUAGAUUACGUACAUCUAGGAUGACACAAGAAUUAAUGAGUUAAUGUAAGCAAAUAAGGAGAUAAGGAAUUAGGAAUAAUAGAUGAGAAUACAAAAUAAGUAAUUGUUAGAGGAUUUGGAAUCUUGGAAAUCUAGAUAUAAGUUACUUUAGGAGUCGAAUUCAAAGAGUUCAGGCUUGGAUGAAGAGAUUAGAUAGUUGAAGAAGAAGAUAAAUGAAUUAACUGAGGACCUAGCAGGCAGUCACGAAUAAAUCCAAUUGAGAGAUAAUGAGAUUUUGAAUUUGAAGCAAUUAUUACAUGAUAAAGACAACGAGUUAGAUCAAUUGGAUGCUCGUAUCAGGGAGUUGGAAAUGAUGUGCGAGAAUUAUUCUCAAUCAGAAACACAAAUUAUAAGUCUCUAAGGAGAAGUGGAAUUGUGGAAGAAAAAGUUCAAAUAGGUGAAUGAGUAGAACUCAGAUUUGGCAGAGAAGUUGACUAUGGCUGAAACAUAAUUAGAAGCCAUUAAAAAGAGAUAGGUGACUGUCACUAAGGAAACUGAAGUUCGAAAGAGUGGUACUUAUGGGGGAGGAACAACUACUUCAUAUGAAUAGAAUGUAAUAAAAGGUGCUUAAUUAUUACAUCCAAGAGGUUCAUAAUAUUUAAAAUGA